AUGUCACUCAGCAACAAGCUCAGCAUCGAAGACGUCGACCUCAAGGACAAGCGUGUCCUGAUCCGGGUCGACUUCAACGUCCCGCUCGCCGACGGCAAAGUCACCAACCCGCAACGCAUCGUCGGCGCCAUCCCCACCAUCAAAUACGCCAUCGACCAUGGCGCCAAAGCCGUAGUGCUCAUGUCCCACCUGGGCCGCCCCGACGGCAAGCGAAACCCCAAGUACAGCCUCAAGCCCGUCGUGCCGGUCCUCUCCGAGCAGCUGGGCAAAGACGUGACGUUCACGGACGACUGCGUGGGCAAAGAGGUCGAGGAUACAGUCAACAAGGCGUCGGGCGGGCAGGUGAUCCUGCUCGAGAACCUGCGCUUCCACGCCGAGGAGGAGGGCAGCAGCAAGGACGAGCAGGGGAAGAAGGUCAAGGCGGACAAGAAGGCGGUUGAGGAGUUCAGGAAGGGGUUGACGGCGCUGGGGGAUGUGUAUAUCAACGACGCAUUCGGCACGGCCCACCGCGCGCACAGCUCCAUGGUCGGCGUCGACCUCCCCCAGAAAGCGGCCGGGUACCUCAUGAAGAAAGAGCUCGACUACUUCGCGCAAGCGCUCGAGAACCCCAAGCGGCCCUUCCUCGCCAUCCUGGGCGGCGCCAAAGUCUCCGACAAGAUCCAGCUGAUCGACAACCUGUUGGGCAAAGUGAACAGCCUGGUCAUCUGCGGCGGCAUGGCCUUCACCUUCAAGAAGACGCUCGAGGGCGUCGGCAUCGGCAACAGCCUGUUCGACGAGGCGGGCGCCAAGACGGUCGGCGACCUCGUCGAGAAGGCCAAGAAGAACAACGUCAAGAUCGUGCUGCCGAACGACUACGUCACGGCGGAUAAGUUCGACAAGGACGCCAAGACGGGCUAUGCGACGGAUGAGGACGGCAUUCCGGAUGGCUGGAUGGGACUCGAUUGCGGGGAGAAGAGCAUCAAGCUGUACAAGGAGGCUAUUGACGAGGCGAACACGAUUCUCUGGAACGGGCCGCCGGGCGUCUUCGAAUUCGAGGCGUUCGCGAAUGGCACCAAGCAGACUAUGGACGCGGCGGUUGAGGCGGCGCAGAAGGGCAAGAUUGUCAUCAUUGGAGGCGGUGAUACGGCGACUGUCGCGGCGAAGUAUGGCGUCGAGGAUAAGCUGAGCCAUGUCUCGACGGGCGGCGGUGCGUCGCUGGAGUUGCUCGAGGGCAAGGAUCUGCCGGGUGUUUCGGCGCUGUCGAACAAGCAGUAG
Molecule: messenger RNA, 1254 nt
Organism: Coniosporium apollinis CBS 100218
Lineage: Eukaryota; Fungi; Ascomycota; Dothideomycetes
Product: phosphoglycerate kinase
Exons: 3
Coding region: 1-1254 (417 amino acids)
Biological process (GO): gluconeogenesis; glycolytic process
Cellular component (GO): cytosol
Molecular function (GO): ATP binding; phosphoglycerate kinase activity; ADP binding
Source: RefSeq, a predicted model, not a curated record